GCCUCUGUGUUUUGUGACCUUCAAAGUGGAGGAGAAGAAGAGCUGUCAGCUGAAUUCUUUCAAGAGCAACACCAAGCGAGACAAAGGAGCUGAUUGUGGACUACAGGAAACGGAUGGCCGAGCCACACCCCCCAUUGAUAUCGACAGGGCUGUAGGGGAGCAGGUUGAGAGCUUCAAGUUCCUGUCUACAUCACUAAGGAAUUAUCAUGUUUUCUGUCAUGAGAAGACCCACUCACAUGCGGAGGACGAGCUCUUCAAGAAGCUCUUCAUCGGGUACAACAAGUGGUCCAGACCCGUACCCAACAUCUCAGACGUGGUCAUCGUCAAGUUCGGACUCUCCAUAGCACAGCUCAUUGAUGUGGACGAGAAGAAUCAGAUGAUGACCACCAACGUCUGGCUGAAACAGGAGUGGAAUGACUACAAGCUGCGCUGGAGACCGUCUGACUACGACAACGUCACGUCCAUCAGAGUCCCGUCGGAACUCAUCUGGGUCCCAGACAUCGUCCUCUACAACAAUGCAGACGGUGAGUUCGCCGUGACCCACAUGACCAAGGCCCACCUGUUCUACAAUGGGAAGGUGCGCUGGGUCCCCCCGGCCAUCUAUAAGUCCUCCUGCUCUAUCGACGUUACCUUCUUCCCCUUCGACCAGCAGAACUGUAAGAUGAAGUUUGGCUCUUGGACCUACGACAAGGCUAAAAUCGACCUGGAACGCUUCGAGAACACUGUGGAUCUGAACAACUACUGGGAGAGUGGAGAGUGGGCCAUCAUCAACGCAGUGGGAACAUACAACACCAAGAAGUACGACUGCUGUCAUGAGAUCUACCCUGAUAUCACCUACUUCUUCAUCAUCAGACGGCUGCCUCUCUUCUACACCAUCAACCUGAUCAUCCCCUGUCUGCUCAUCUCCUGUCUCACCGUCCUGGUCUUCUAUCUCCCCUCAG
Messenger RNA from Oncorhynchus masou masou (cherry salmon), 941 nucleotides. RefSeq names its product neuronal acetylcholine receptor subunit alpha-2-like. Lineage: Eukaryota; Metazoa; Chordata; Actinopteri; Salmoniformes; Salmonidae. The annotation marks the transcript as partial. The transcript has 7 exons. Gene Ontology annotation, cellular component: synapse; plasma membrane; neuron projection. Gene Ontology annotation, molecular function: acetylcholine-gated monoatomic cation-selective channel activity; acetylcholine receptor activity. The record is from RefSeq and is a predicted model, not a curated record. Gene Ontology annotation, biological process: monoatomic ion transmembrane transport; nervous system process; signal transduction.